This is a messenger RNA of Clupea harengus (Atlantic herring), 1295 nucleotides long. RefSeq names its product GTPase IMAP family member 8-like. The transcript is spliced from 3 exons. The record is from RefSeq and is a predicted model, not a curated record. The annotation marks the transcript as partial. Lineage: Eukaryota; Metazoa; Chordata; Actinopteri; Clupeiformes; Clupeidae.
UGUACUGACUAAUGUGUACUUUAUACUCAGGAAAAAUACAUCAUCUGUCAGAGUUCAGGAUUGUGCUGCUGGGAUACAGAGGAGCUGGGAAGAGUUCAUCAGGAAACACCAUCCUGGGCAGAGAGGAGUUUGGUACUGUAGGGAGAACAGCUCAGUGUGUGAAGAGACAGGGACAAGUAGCAGGGAGGCAAGUCACUGUGGUGGAGGCUCCAGGAUGGUGGAGGAAUCAUCAUUCAGAGGAAACUCCUGAACUGAUUAAAAAUGAGAUUGAGCUCAGUGUGUCUCUGUGUCCUCCUGGACCCCACGCCCUGCUACUGGUCGUAGAUUUGGAUGAACCAUUCACAGAGACAUAUACAAGAUCAGUGCAGAAACACCUGGAGCUUCUCAGUGAGAGAGUGUGGAGUCACACUAUAGUGCUGUUCACCCGUGGAGACUGGCUGGGAGACACAUCCAUUGAGCAGCAUAUAGAGAGUGAAGGAGAGAGUCUGCAGUGGCUGGUAGAGAAAUGUGGGAACAGAUAUCAUGUCCUCAACAAUCAGAAGAGAGAAGAUCACAUGCAGGUUACACAGCUGAUGGAGAAGAUAGAAGAGAUGAUAAGAGAAAUAUUGGAGGAGAAGAGGAGGAGAGAUGAAGAGAGAGUGAAAGAGAGGAUGAUGAAGGUGAAGAUAGAUAGAGAGUCUCUCAGAUCACUGAUGGGUGAUUCUCUUCAUCUGUCAGAGUUGAGGAUUGUGCUGCUGGGAUACAGAACAGCUGGGAAGAGUUCAUCAGGAAACACCAUCCUGGGCAGAGAGGAGUUUGAUACUGUAGGGAGAACAGCUCAGUGUGUGAAGAGACAGGGACAAGUAGCAGGGAGGCAGGUCACUGUGGUGGAGGCUCCAGGAUGGUGGAAGAAUUAUCAGUUAGAGGAAACUCCUGAACUGACUAAAAAUGAGAUUGAGCUCAGUGUGUCUCUCUGUCCUCCUGGACCCCACGCUCUGCUGCUAGUCAUACGUGUGGAUGAACCAUUCACAGAGACAGCGAAGAGUUCCCUACAUGAACACCUGGAGCUCCUCAGUGAGAGAGUGUGGAGUCACACUAUAGUGCUGUUCACCUGGGGAGACUGGCUGGGAGACACACCGAUUGAGCAGCACAUUGAGAGUGAAGGAGAGAGUCUGCAGUGGCUGGUAGAGAAAUGUGGGAACAGAUAUCAUGUCCUCAACAAUGAGAAGAGAGAAGAUCACAUGCAGGUUACACAGCUGAUGGAGAAGAUAGAAGAGAUGGUGGCAGGAAACAGGGGACGUCAUUAUGAGAUGGAG